CAACUCUUUCCUUACGCUUGUACUGCAGAAGCAGCGGCACGAGCAGCACGGCAGGCUCAGGCGGAGGACCUGGAGAAAGUGGAUAUUGAACAUGUGGAGAAAGUGCUGCCACAGCUGCUUCUAGAUUUCUAGAGGCCUCAUGAAGCACACGUGGCCUGCCAGCAGAAGAUCCUGACCUGACAGUGAACAUCUGGCUCAUCCUCAGUCUAGCUCUAGGAAGAACAGUCUCAACUUCUUCUUUCUCUGCCAUUUUGCUUCUGUUUCCCCUCUCCUUUACCGAGCGUGACAAAGCCCUAGGCAACUAUGCUGUCAGAUGCUAUUUUUGAAAAGAGGCUGCCACACGCUUGUUUUGGUCGGCUAUGUGUGUAACUCGUUUCUAUCGUGCUGCCUUACUCCUUUCACAGUAGCCUGUAUUUCACAGCACGGCAAGAUGCUGUUGCUUUCUCAGCUAAUGUGAGAAACAGGUGCUGCUUCACAGAGAUGCAUGGAAAGACUUAAUGGCUGGAAAUGUCGUCCAAACAUCAGGCUCUCAUCGCCUCAGCAGGCAGCUGUGGCAGAAUCUUUAGGUCCAGCUCCAAGCCUGCCUAAUGAAUAGGUUGUUAACAGGAGCUCAGUCACAGGCUCUUGCCAAAAGCAGGUAACUGAUCUUUAUUUUAUAAAUAAACAGUGUCUGUCCCUCACUACCUUCCAGUAUUUCUCCAGGGCUGUGACAUCAAAGAAUGCUUGGAACCUUUUAACCAUUUGAUAUUCUCCUCAGAAGCUGCUUCCCCUCUGCUAUAAAUUUGUUCUCACAAAGAAACAUCAAUAAAUUAAAACCAAGUCACC
Messenger RNA from Pygoscelis adeliae (Adelie penguin), 825 nucleotides. RefSeq names its product stimulated by retinoic acid 13 (gene CENPX). The record is from RefSeq and is a predicted model, not a curated record. The annotation marks the transcript as partial. Gene Ontology annotation, biological process: kinetochore assembly; DNA repair; replication fork processing. The transcript is spliced from 2 exons. Gene Ontology annotation, cellular component: FANCM-MHF complex; Fanconi anaemia nuclear complex. Lineage: Eukaryota; Metazoa; Chordata; Aves; Sphenisciformes; Spheniscidae.